CUCACUGCAUUGACGCCAUUUUUUGCAACUUUAUUGAUAUUUGGGUUAAAAUUUAGAUAAAUUAUUUUCUUUAUAUUUAGAAAAAAAGCUCACACCAACAAAAACUAGCUUCAUAUCUAUCUCCAACUAUGUAUUGAUCAUUUUAAAGGUGUUUCUUUGAAAAAAAAGAAAUGGAUGUGGACAGUAGUAAUCACAUGUGUCUGAUCUGCAGUACCAAAAUUGUGGGUUUGAUUAAUUAUGUCGAUCAUUAUAAAUCUCAUGUACUUCAAGACAGCAGUCAGGCCGGAUCUCAGAAGAUUCCUGAAUGGCAGAUUAAGAACGAACAAUCUGCUUUUGGUUCCAAAAAUCAGAUUGACUCCAAACAUCACUCUCACCAGGAUGGCAAGUAUUUUGUCACUAGUUCUGGGGACACUUCUCCUCUGUCAGAGUUCAUAGACAAUACAGAUGAUUUCACUGACCCUGACCUUGACCCAGACAGUCUAAUGAACCAGAAGCACUGUCCUGAUUUCUUCCAGUCGCUAGAAUUAAAAAGUGCUACAGAUGAAGCUCCCCCACCUAAAGCUAAGAUAAAAGCUGUGCAGAGGCUCUCUGUUUUAGAUGAUGACUUGCAUGCAGAGUCCCUUCUUCCUAUUACUAGUAUCCUCAGCAAUCUAGAUUUUAGUAGCGAUGAAGAAUUUGUGCCCAUCUCUGACAAUGAAGAUCAAGGGAGCCAUGGGAGUGAUGAUGGAUUCUGGUUAAUGACUGAUGAAUACAAUCAUUCGUCAUCCCAUCCACCUCAGGGCCACACUGGAGGUAAGUGGAACCCUGGAGAAGGACCCAAGCGCAGACUGCCCAUUGCAGGAAAAUGGAAGCCGGGCUGUGGGCCUGGCCCUGCUUGCAGGAAGAACAUACUAAGAAAGCCUUUUAAGUUUAAAAAAUCUAAAAAUCGAACUGGGAAGAGUUUUUAUUGUAAUGUGUGCAAUUCUAGUUUCAAAGACAGGACUACAUACUCGAUGCAUUUUUCCCAGCAGCAGCAUAGCCAGUUGGUGGAAGCCAAAAGACAACAAAAGAAUGGCAUUGAUUUCCUGGAAGAACCUGAAAAGUCUGGACAAGACAGCAAAGUUUCAACAUGCACAAGCAAUCAAACUUCUGAACUUGCUGUGGUCAAAACAAGAAAUGUUCAGGAUUCUUGCUAUUGUAUAUCCUGUGACUUGUACUUUGACAGUGCCAGUGUUUUAUCAGUUCACUGCGAAACCAAGCAGCAUAAAGAUAAAAUUCAAAGAAAGGAAUUUUUGGAUCAGAUUCAGAGAAGCAGCAUAGGAAAUGAUGUAGCAUCAUCCUCUACCCAAGCUGUUGAAGGAAACACUGCAACAUCCUUGACCCAAGCUAGUGAAGGAAACAGUGGGACAACACAGGCUCUUGUACCAUUCUCUCAAGGUGAUUCUUGGUCAUCAGAUGUCAUUAGCCAGGUUUCUAAGACCACAGAGCCAGAAACUCACUCAUGCCACAUAUGCCACAAAAAUUUCACACGCAAGUAUGAGAUGGCUCGGCACCUUCUGACCCGCAUGCACAAGUCCAGGGCCCAGGAGCACCCUGAGGCCCAGUCUAUCGACAUGUUAAAUAAGUAUAACAAAUAUAUGACUAGGCUGAGCCUAUACCAGUGUGGGAUUUGCCAGUAUUACUGCAACAGACAGGCAGACUUCCUGGACCAUAUGGGUAGUGUGAAUCAUGUCAUGACAUGUCAAGAUAUGCUAGGGCCCAUCAUGUGUGUAGCCUGCAAGUUUAAAACUCACAAAGAAGACCAGAUGAUGGAACACCUCCAGCAACCUGAACAUUUGGUGGCCCUUGAGAAGAAACACGGCAUGUGCAUCAUUCGAGAGAGUCACUCGCGCAUCACUUGCAAGUUUUGUGGUGUCAAGAUGCACUCUGCUGUCAGGAUGCUGCGGCACUGCCAGCGCAAGCACAAUGACAGGCUGACAGAGUGCCAGAUGCUGAUGUUUGUUAAGCAAGUGGAAUACAGCCUGCACAAGUGUCCCCUGUGUGAGAAAAGCUUUAGAGCCAAAAGUAUGCUUCAGCUUCACUUUUUAAAGAUUCAUAAAAACAAAUCCGUGUUUUCAUGUACUGUGUGUGACAGGGGUUAUCUUGAUCAGCGUAGACUGGACAACCACCUCAGGACCAGGUUCCAUGCCAAGCGGGUCAUUGCUAGCAAGCUGAAGGAGGGGGAGAAGAAGGGGCAGGGCACUGCUGCACAUGAAGUCCCUGUCUUGCACAAAGCCAGAAAAAAGAGAGUUGUGAAGAAGAAAGCAGACGUUGGUCAGUGUGUCAAUUCCAAGAAAACAACUCAGGACAAUAUACAGGGGACAGUAAAGGAGCCGCCAGCAGCACUUGCUUUGAGAAGAAGUUGCAGAAAGAGGAAGAAGAUUGAGUUCUAUGCCAUGGAUGAUUCUGACCAGGAUGAGAAGAAACUGAAAAAAACUUCUGAGAGUAUAAAGCCAUUAAAAUUAAAGCCGUUGAAGAGGAGUGCACUAGAGGAGAAAGAAGAAUCAGGGCAUAGCUCUGUCGGUGCUGUUGAGGAUGUGCCCAGCAAUAAAAGAGUAAAAAGGAGGCAAACAAAGCCUAAAGAAGACAGUGCUAAAAAUGUAAACGGGCAAGUUGCUGUGGCUGCCUGUGGUGACUUUUCUGCAGAGACGACCAAGAGUGAAGAAGCUGAUGCGGAGGAGGAUGCUGUUGAUGAGGAGACGUUGAAUGAGGCCAGCAAGCACAUCUUCUCUUGCGCCUACUGUGAGUUUGCUGCAGUGGACAUGAUGGAGUUGAGAGAGCAUUACAACCAGACCCACCCUAAUGACAUCCUGACUUGCCAGCCUUGUAAUCAGUACUUCCUCUCACUGAAGGCUUACAAAAUUCAUUGUUCAGGCCGAGGACAUCAGUUGAAACUGAAAGAACAUGCUGGGGAGACCAAGAUGCACAAGUGUCCUGUGUGUGACAAGAGGUUCCUCCAAGAGUCCUGUUGCUUGCUCCACUUAGAGACAGUGCACCGUCACCCCAGUUCUGAGGCUGACCUGCAGAGGAUAAUUAAAGGUCAUGACCUGGUCACACAGCUCUAUGGGGACCAUGUCAAGCAGGUUGAAAGCUUAAGCAACGACUCUUCAGUCUCCUGUCCAGAGUGUGGAAAAUUUGUGCGGAAGGACACCCUGGUGGAGCACCUGCGGCUUCACACAGGGGAACGCCCCUACAUCUGUCGUUUCUGCAGCAAAGGAUUCGCUGGCAGGCUGACUCUCAGGAGGCACAUUUCCAGCCACCUGAACAUGCCCAUGUUCAUGUGUGACACCUGCGGGAGGGAGUUCAAGCGUAACAGCCACCUGAUCAAACACAUACGCCAGCAUGUUUCAGAGAAGAAGGGAGAGAAGCACACCUGUGAUGUCUGUCAAGCGUGGUUCUUUACCCCAGAAGAACUUUCCCGCCACAUGAAAAGACAUGGGGAUCGUAACUACAAAUGUACCUGGCCAGGCUGUCAGUGGACGUUUGUCUUGAGCAGCGAGCUUAAAUCUCACAUGUUCACACACACUGGCGAAAAGAAAUAUCUGUGUGACAUUUGUGGCUUUGGAGCACCAACCAAGACCAGGCUCCGCAGGCACGAGAAAAUCCACGACAAGUCUCACACUUUUAACUGCGACUACUGCCUGUACAAAGCUUCCUGUAAGACGCACUUAAAGCGCCACAUGCGCAUCCAUAUCAACUCCCGUCCAUUCGCAUGCCCGUACUGCAACUACACUUGUAACACCCAUGAAAACAUCCGCAAGCAUAUUCUGAAGACUAAGAAACACAAAGGGAAGAAGCUCUACCCGUGUAAACUAUGUGGAAGCUUUGGUUGUGAUAGCAGUAAAGACUUUCGUGCUCAUCUUAUGACAGUCCAUGAAGACUACCUCAAAGCCAAUGCCAUUGAUUCCUUGGCUGUCUUCUCUGGCUUGUAUAAAAGAGAAGAAGAUUAUCAGAAGCCUAAAGAAGGCUCAGAAAUUCUACCUGUGACUAAAGGCAGGUUUUUCCGAUCUUAUCAGAACCCCGAUGCUCCCAUGGAACCUCCUAAACCUAAAAAACCCAAAAAGAUAAGCCUGAAGCAGAGAAUGGAAGAGGUGACUGUGAGGAUAGUGCCACCCUCUGAGUUGGAGGAUGUGAGGAGGAAUGAUAAGGAGGAAGAGCAGGAGGCAGCUGUCCAUUUUAAGGAGGAGAAAUCCACACUGCACUGGAAGUCUGACCAGAUCAUUGCAAAGAAGCCAAGUGAUGAGGAGGAGUCUCAGAAUGAGCUGGAAGAUGGGGAGGGAGAGGAUGAAGAAUCACCCAACAGCGGGGUAGACUCCCCUCAGUAUAUAAAUGUGACAAACAUGGUCAUCCCUCCUUACAACCAACAGGAGCCUCAGCAGCUCUCAGGGGCGACCAUCUCCUUUGCUUCAGCGCACCAGCUCCCUGUAACAGUCUCCGUGCCAGAAGACAAGCUGUACUGGACGAUGGUGUCAGAGCAGAAGGCCCCACACACCCCUGAGCCUUGGUACUCUGGGAUGCCCCAGGUGCACACUCCCUCCUCCCAAGAGCUUCAGCAGUAUCGGCCGAUGGAGGUGGCCACCAGCCACCCUGGCGCAUUCCUGCCCAACUACUACUGCAACAUUCCUGUGAAUGAGAUCCACUCAUUACAGGGCACCGUUGGUGGCCAGAUUUAUGCAGGGAACCUGGAGAAUUUGGUUGUGAUUGACCUCAACAGGUCAGAGACAGCUACCCUUUAACACACUAAGAUUCUGUUUGUGAAAUAAUAGGUCUUUUAUAUACAUAAUUGAUAUUAUAUAAAAAAACAACAUUAAUACUCUAAACAAAGAAUGAGCUACAUACAGUGAGUUGUAUCAUCUUUCAAAGGAUGUUGAACUGUCUCAGUAGAUUUCUAAUUGGACAUGGAAAUCUAAGAAUGCUGCUAUCAUGGAUGGCAUACAUUUUGCCUAUUACAACCAGUUAUUUCCAAAUGAUAUCUUCAGUGAUGGUUAUAAAUAUUAAUAAUAUAUAUAUAUAUAUCAAGAUGAUCCAAGUUGUCAUAGCAUUAUAUAGCUAUGUUUGUCUUUACCUGGUACUGCUCAAACUGGCUGUAUUAAUGUAAA
Molecule: messenger RNA, 5117 nt
Organism: Biomphalaria glabrata
Lineage: Eukaryota; Metazoa; Mollusca; Gastropoda; Planorbidae
Product: zinc finger protein 91-like
Exons: 11
Coding region: 171-4754 (1527 amino acids)
Biological process (GO): regulation of transcription by RNA polymerase II
Cellular component (GO): chromosome
Molecular function (GO): chromatin insulator sequence binding; zinc ion binding
Source: RefSeq, a predicted model, not a curated record